Molecule: messenger RNA, 1453 nt
Organism: Triticum dicoccoides
Lineage: Eukaryota; Viridiplantae; Streptophyta; Magnoliopsida; Poales; Poaceae
Product: aspartic proteinase nepenthesin-1-like
Exons: 2
Coding region: 1-1284 (427 amino acids)
Cellular component (GO): extracellular region
Source: RefSeq, a predicted model, not a curated record
AUGACGCUCGCCAUAGCCGUGUCCACCGAGCUCCCAACGCCUCACCGACGCGCCCACGAGUUCCGCCUCGUCCCUCUCUUCCUCCUCACCGAGCCACCCAACGCCGAAAGCCCCUGGAAGCCGCAAGCCCCGCCGUUCCCCUCGUCGGCCAACGAAGAUCGUCGCCGUCGAUUUGCUGCCUCCGAUUACACUAAUUUUAACUCCGAGUACCUCAUCCACUUUGGCAUCGACACGCCGCGCCCGCAGCAUGUGGCGCUGACGCUCGACACCGGCAGCGACCUCAUCUGGACGCAGUGCUUCUGCCAGGUCUGCUUCCCACAGCCGUUCCCGGAGCUGGAUACCUCCGCCUCCGGCACAGCCCGCGGCGUCUCCUGCUUUGACCCCCUCUGCGUGCAGGGGGGCUUCUCGCUCUCCGGGUGCGCCGUCGGCGACAACUCCUGCGUCUACACCGACUCGUACGGCGACAACUCGAUCACGACGGGGAGGAUGUACCAAGACACCUUCACCUUCCAGCAGGCGGCCAACGGCAAGGUCGCGGUCGUGCCCAACCUCCGGUUUGGUUGCGGCAUGUUCAACACCGGGACCUUUGGAUCAAACGAGUCCGGCAUCGCCGGCUUCGGCCGGGGGGUGUUGUCUCUGCCGUCACAACUCAAGGUCGGCAGGUUCUCCCACUGCUUCACCACCAUCGUGGAGUCCAGGCCCAGCCCCGUGUUCCUGGGCACGCCGGACAACCUCGAAGCGCAGGCCACGGGACCUAUCCAAUCCACCCAGCUGGUGCGGAACCCCAAAUCCAAUCACUACUACCUUUCGCUCAAAGGCAUCACCGUCGGCAAGACGCGGCUGCCCUUUGACGCGUCGGCGUUCGCGCUCAAGGGCGACGGCUCCGGCGGGACGAUCAUCGACUCCGGCUCGGCCCUGACGAGCUUCCCGGAGGCCGUGUACCGGAGCCUCGUGGAGGCGUUCGAGUCGCAGGUGCCGCUGCCAGUCAACAAAAACAACACCGCCGAGCACGUUGGCUUGUUGUGCUUCACCGUCUCGCCGAAGAAGAAGGAGACCGCGAUGCCGAAGCUGAUCCUCCACCUGGAGGGCGCGGACUGGGACCUCCCACGGGAGAACUACGUGAUGUACACCGAGGAGGACGGGCUGUGCGUGGUGGUAAAUUCGGCGGGCGAGGACAGCAGGUCGCUCAUAGGCAACUUCCAGCAGCAGAACACGCACGUCGUCUACGACCUGGAGCACAAUAUGCUGCUCUUCGUGCCCGCGCGCUGCGACAAGCUCCUGUGAUACGGAUACGUCAACGUACGUGUGUAUUGUGUAUCGUUCUACGUAUGUAUGUACGUAUGUACUGGUCACAUACGUUUACCGGCACUAAGAACGCGUGAAAAGGAACAACCGUUCUCUACGUACCAGUGCUAAAUAAACAAGGUAAGAAACUAAGCUAGUGUUUGUUUAU